GUGGAAGGGGUUGGUCGUGCUAUUUCCCGCCAAUUCAAAGCCCUAACAUGGAACCCUAAGAGUAGGGGCGGUUGCGUGAGUCAGGAAGAGGGGUGAAGUACUUGCGACUAUUUUUAGUUUCUUCAGUUGCAGGAAAGAUAUUACUUCCUGACUCAGACACUCGCAGAAACAUGUGGAAUGAUAUUGAGCUGUUAACAAGUGAUGAUACAGGAAGUGGAUACCUGAAUGUUGGUUCAAGAAAAGAAAAUGGGACUGCAUUGUACCAAGUAGAUUUGCUUGCGAAGAUCUCCUCUGAAAAGGCCUCGGUGAGUCCUAAGAUACAAGCAUGCAGCUUAAGUGAUGGGUUUAUAAUUGUGGCAGACCAGUCAGUGAUACUGCUUGAUAGUAUAUGCAAAUCACUUCAACUGCAUCUUUUAUUUGAUACCGAAGUGGAUGUAGUUGGCCUUUGUCAAGAAGGAAAAUUUCUUUUGGUUGGGGAGAGAAGUGGCAAUUUGCAUCUUAUUCAUGUAACGUCAAAGCGAACAUUAUUCACUAAUGCUUUUGUUGAGAAAGCUAAUGAUGAAUAUCAGUGCACGUACCGGAAUCUCAUUAUUGAGAAAGAUGGUUCUAAUGAAGCAAUUGAGAACAUAGACUUGGAUUCAGCCAAGAAGUUACAAGGACAAUUCAAGUGUAACUUUAUUUCUACUGAAAAUUAUCAUAGCCUUGGUUGUCUCAGUCUUGUGGCUGGAGAAUUUGCAAGUGAUACUCCUGUGAUAAUUGGGGGAACUGGUAGUUGUGCAUUCUCAAAAUGGGAACCAGAUUUUACCAAGAAAGAAAUGACAGUUAAGAAUCUUGUUGAUGCAGAGAUUAUUAAAGGUGCAAAGAAGUUUUAUCUGAUAGACAAUCUACUUUUUGUUCUUGAUACUGAUAACGUGCUAAGCCUGUGGGAUGUUUACGCGCUCACGCCCAUCUGGAACUGGCCUCUUCACAUAGAGGAGUUUCUUCUUACUACAGAAGCAGAUUCUCCCUCAUCAGUUACCUGGCAAGGGAUCACAAAUCUCAAAUUAGUAGCUCUGACAACUACAACCGAUAAGAAGAUGAGAAACCUGAUGGUUUAUUUAUUACCUACAAUGGAAAUACUAUAUUCUUUGGAAGUAUCCAGUGUUUCUUCUCUGGUUCAAACAGGAAUUAGCACAGAUACUAUAUACCUUCUGGAAGGAAUUUACAAAAAUGGUCCUGACCUGUCUGAAGAUUCUGUCUCUGUCUUAGUACUUAGGUACCUUACAGAGGCUUUACCAGAAAACAGAUUGAGUCGGCUACUUCAUAAGCACAGGUUUACUGAAGCUGAGAGCUUUGCUAUUCGGUUUGGACUAGAUGUUGAGCUUGUUUACAAGGUUAAAUCAAAUGAUAUAUUGGAGAAACUGGCUUUGAUUUCUGAGAACACCAGUGAGCAAACCAAAUGGCAGCAACUGGUAGAGGAAGCCAAGGAAAAUCUACAUAAAAUCCAGGAUAAUGAAUUUGUGGUGAAUUACUGCUUGAAGGCCCAGUGGAUAACCUACAAGACCACCCAGGAAAUGCUCAAUUAUGCCAAAACCAGGCUUUUGAAGAAGGAAGAUAAAAUUCUGCCUGCCUAUUCUGAUGGCUUGAUGGAGGUGCUACGGGCUCAUGCAAAGUUGACUACAUUUUAUGGAGCAUUUGGAUCAGAAAAUUUCAGUGGUAGUUCUUGGAUUGAAUUCCUGAAUAAUGAAGAUGAUCUUAGAGAUAUUUUUUUCCAGCUAAAGGAAGGAAACCUUGUUUGUGCUCAGUAUCUUUGGCUUAGAUGUCGGGCAAACUUUGAAAGAAGGUUUGAUGUGAAAAUGCUUGAGAACUUGCUCAACUCAAUUUCUACACCAGUCUCUUUGCAAAGACUUUGUCUGUGGUUUAAAAAUGACGUGAUCCCAUUUGUGAGAAGGGUUGUGCCUGAAGGACAGAACAUUCUUGCAAAAUGGUUGGAGCAAGCAGCCAGGAACCUAGAGUUAACUGAUAAGGCAAACUGGCCAGAGAAUGGACUUCAACUGGCAGAGAUAUUUUUCACAGCAGAAAAAAAAGAUGAGUUGGGAUUUGCAUCCUCUUGGCACUGGCUUUCCCUGAAGGAUUAUCAAAACACAGAGGAAGUACAGCAGUUACAGACACUGGUAAAUAACCUGAAGGAGCUGCUCAUGUUGCAUAGGAAAUACAACUGCAAAUUGGCCCUCUCUGAUUUUGAGAAGGAAAAUACAACUAGCAUAGUGUUCCGAAUGUUUGACAGAGUCUUGGCCCCGGAGCUUAUUCCCUCUGUCUUAGAGAAGUGCAUAAGAGUUUACAUGCGGGAACAUAACUUGCAAGAGGAGGAACUUCUCUUGCUUUAUAUAGAGGAUUUACUGAAGAGAUGUAGUUCAAAGUCAACGUCACUUUUUGACACAGCAUGGGAAGCAAAGGCCAUGGCAGUGAUAGGUUGUUUGUCUGACACAGAUCUCAUCUUUGAUGCCGUACUUAAGAUAAUGUACAAGGCAGUGGUUCCCUGGAGUGCAGCUGUAGAACAGCUGGUGAAACAGCACUUAGAAAUGGACCAUCCCAAAGUCAAGUUAUUACAGGAAAGUUACAAACUAAUGGAAAUGAAAAAACUUCUGCGAGGCUAUGGAAUAAGAGAGGUGAAUCUCUUAAACAAGGAAAUAAUGAGGGUCGUCCGAUAUAUUCUUAAACAAGAUAUCCCAUCUUCUUUAGAAGAUGCUCUAAAGGUGGCCCAAGGAUAUAUGCUGUCUGAUGAUGAAAUUUACAGUUUAAGAAUUAUUGACCUGAUUGACAGAGAACAGGGGGAAGAGUGUCUCCUGCUACUGAGAUCUCUGCCUCCCACUGAAGCUGAGAAAACUGCAGAAAGAGUUGUCAUUUGGGCUCGACUGGCACUGCAAGAAGAACCAGACAAUUCUACAGAGGACAAGGCCUGGAGAAUAUCUGUGGCAAAGAUAUCAGUGGAUAUUCUUAAAAUGCUGUGCGACAUUCAAAAAGACAAUCUACAGAGGAAAGUUGAAUGUGAAGAAAUCUUGAAACUAUUUCAAGUGGUUGCUAGUUUACAGGAAAAUUUUGAGGUGUUUCUUCCGUUUGAAGAUUACAGCAACAGCGCUCUGGUAACAGGUCUUCGAGAACAGUACCUUAAAGAACAUGAAGCUGCACAGGCUCAGCAUAAACCCAGGAGCACCUCAGGGCCCUCCCAGGCCAAGGGGACAGACCUGAGCACCAAGUUAAGGCUACACCAGCAAGCAGUGGCCCUGCAGCUGUCUAUUCAAGAGCUGGAGGCUGAGCUGGCCUUGAGAGCUUUAAAAGAUGGGAAGGUGGGAACAGCACUGAACAAAUGCAGAUACUUGUUUAAAUAUCACUGCAAUGCCGACACUGGGAGAUUGCUGUUUUUGGUGUGUCAGAAGCUUUGUCAGAUGUUGGCUAACAAUGUCCCGAUGACCACACCAGUGGGACUACAUUUGCCUUCUGAGAUACAUGAGCUUGCAUGCCAAGCUGCCACCAUCUGCAGUCCAGAUUUUUUACUAGAUGCUUUGGAACUAAGUAAAUACACUUUAGCUGCUGUGGAGCUUUCUAGACAAUGCCAGAUGGAUGACUGUGGAAUUCUAAUGAAAACCUCUUUUGGAACUCAUAAGGAUCCAUAUGAACAGUGGUCUUACAGUGACUUCUUCAGUGAAGAUGGAAUUGUUCUUGAAUCACAGGUGGUGCUACCAGUUAUUUAUGAGCUAAUUUCAUCACUGGUGCCCCGGGCAGAAAGCAAAAGACAUCCUUUGGAUUCUACAAGUUUGCCAUACUGUUCCAUUAAUGAAGGAGACAACCUUGUUCUACCCAUUAUAAGUUCCAUCUCUGCUCUGCUUCAGAACCUUCAGGAAUCUAGCCAGUGGGAGCUAGCCCUCAGAUUUGUAGUUGGUUCCUUUGGUACCUGUCUCCAGCACUCCAUGUCAAACUGCAUGGAUGUCACUUUGAGUGAAAAGUUGCUUGGUGAGACCACCUUGGUUAAUUCAAGGAAUAUUAUUAUGGAACUGAAAGGAAAAUCCAUUAUGUUUAUCAGAGGAAAUGCCACAACGCUUUUGCAUAAGGUAUUUAAUUGUCGCCUGGUGGAUCUGGACCUGGCCUUGGGUUACUGUACUCUAUUACCUCAGAAAGAUGUGUUUGAAAACCUCUGGAAGCUCAUAGAUAAAGCAUGGCAGAAUUAUGACAAAAUCCUGGCAUUAUCUUUGGUGGGCUGUCAGCUGGCAAAUCUCUAUCAGGAGACUGAAACAGGGCUUCGAUUCCAUGAACUCAGUAUUGAUGCCCAGUGGGGUAUUCGGCUUGGUAAACUUGGUAUUUCUUUUCAGCCUGCUUUUAGGCAAAAUUUCCUCACCAAGAAAGAUCUCAUUAAAGCUCUUGUGAAUAACAUAGACAUGGACACAAGCCUCAUUCUAGAAUAUUGCAGCACAUUUCAGCUGGACUGUGAUGCAGCGCUUCAGCUGUUCAUUGAAACCCUACUCCACAACACUAAUAACCAGAGCCAGGGAGAUGCUACCCUGGUGUCUGCAAAGCAGCCACAUUCCAAACUCUUGGCCAAAGCCAUUGAGAUGGUUCCUUUAUUGACGAGCACAAAGGAUCUGGUCAUCAGUCUUAGUGGAAUACUCUGUAAGUUGGACCCCUAUGAUUAUGAAAUGAUUGAAGUUGUCCUGAAAGUUAUAGAAAGAGCUGAUGAAAAGAUAACCAGUGUUAAUAUCAAUCAGGCUUUGAAUCUUCUGAAACAUUUGAAGUCAUACAAAAGAAUUUCCCCUCCAGUGGAUCUAGAAUAUCAAUAUAUGUUGGAGCAUGUAAUAACUCUCCCAUCAGCUGCCCAGACCAGACUUCCUUUUCACCUAAUAUUAUUUGGCACAGCACAGAACUUCUGGAAAAUUCUCUCCUCAGAGCUCAGUGAAGAGUCGCUUCCAACCCUGCUCUUAAUCUCUAAAUUGAUGAAGUUCUCUCUAGAUACCCUCUAUGUGUCUACAGCCAAGCAUGUUUUUGAGAAAAACCUGAAGCCAAAGCUCCUGAAGUUAGCACAAGCCAAGUACUCAGCUCUGCUGGAUAAGGAAGUGGCUAAGCUCACACAGACCAUCGAGUCUUACCUCCUGUCUAUAGUCAACCCGGAGUGGGCCGUUGCCAUUGCCAUCAGUCUCACCCAGGAAAUCCCAGAAGGCCCCUUCAAGAUGACUAGUUUGAAAUUCUGCUUGUAUUUAGCUGAGAGAUGGCUCCAAAACAUCCCAUCUCAAGAUGAAACAUGUGAAAAAGCCCAGGCUUUGCUGAAGAAGCUUCAUCUCCAGUUCUGGCGCUCUGGCACAGAAGCUGUGCUCAUAGCCCACAAGUUGAACACUCCAGAAUAUUUAAGAGUGAUAGGCAAGCCGGCACAUCUCAUCGUCAGCCUCUAUGAACAUCCCAGCAUCAACGAAAGAAUACAGAAUGUGUCUGGAAAAGAUUAUCCUGAUAUUCACACAGCAGCUAAAGAAAUAGCUGAAGUUAAUGAAAUUAAUUUGGAAAAAAUCUGGGACAUGUUGUUGGAAAAAUGGCUGUGCCCCUUGACAGUGCCCGGUGAGAAAGCAUCAGAACUAUUUGAACUUCAAGAAGAUGAAGCACUGCGAAGAGUCCUUUAUCUCCUUCAGUCUCGGCCAAUCGAUUAUAGCUCAAGAAUGCUGUUUGUAUUUGCCACCUCAGCUACAACUACCUUGGGCAUGCGCCAGUUAACUUUUGCCCACAAAGCACGAGCUCUUCAGUGUCUCCUCUAUUUGGCUGACAAGGAAACUCUAGAAUCUCUCUUCAAAAAGCCCAUUGAAGAAGUAAAAUCCUACUUGAAAUGUGUGACUUUCCUAGCAUCAUUUGAGACAUUGAAUAUUCCCAUCACAUAUGAAUUAUUUUGCAACAGUCCUAAAGAAGGAAUGAUUAAAGGAUUGUGGAAAAACCACAGCCACGAGCCUAUGGCAGUAAGACUGGUAGCAGAGCUUUGUUUAGAAUACAAAAUCCAUGACUUGCAGCUUUGGAAUGGACUCUUGCAAAAGCUUCUUGGCUUCAACAUGAUUCCUUAUCUAAGGAAAGUUUUAACAGCCAUUUCUAGUGUCCAUUCAUUAUGGCAGGCGCCCUACUUCAGCAAAGCUUGGCAGCAUGUGAUCCAGAUCCCUCUGCUCUCAGCCUCCUGUCCUUUAAUGCCCAGUCAGUUAUCAGAUUGUUGUGAGAGUCUCAUCGCUGUCCUAGAAUGUCCGGUUUCGGAUGAUCUCGAUAUGAUGGGAGUCGCCAGGCAGUAUGUCCAGUUAGAGCUUCCGGCUUUUGCACUGGCUUGUCUGAUGCUCAUGCCCCACUCUGAAAAAAGACACCAGCAAAUUAAGAAUUUUCUGGAUUCAUGUAAUGCUCAGGUCAUUUUACAGCAAUUAGAAGAGCAUAUGAAUUCUGGCCAACUAGCAGGAUUUUCACAUCAGAUUAGAAGUCUGAUUCUGAAUAAUAUCAUAAAUAAGAAGGAAUUUGGGAUUUUGGCCAAGACAAAGUACUUUCAAGUGCUGAAAUUACAUAUGAUAAAUACCAACAAUAUCACUGAACUGGUAAACUAUUUGGCAAAUGACUUAAGUUUAGAUGAAGCCUCGGCCUUGAUAACUGAAUAUUCAAAGCAUUGUGGGAAGCCUGUGCCACCAGAUGCAGCUCCUUGUGAAAUCCUAAAGACAUUUUUGGUGGAUCAUAGUAAAUGGAGUGAUUUUUCAAAAACAAGAAGUUUGGAGUCUGCUAGUAAUACUUAAUAACAGUUUAUAAAUUGUGUAAUCUGUAUUUUAUACCUAUUUGUAAAAUAUCCCUCAAGAAAUAACUAAAGCCUUCAAUAUUAGCAUAAUUAUGUUUAAAGAAUUGUCCUGAAUUAAUAAAUAUUUUAAAUGUCA
Messenger RNA from Nannospalax galili (Upper Galilee mountains blind mole rat), 6902 nucleotides. RefSeq names its product kinetochore associated 1 (gene Kntc1). Gene Ontology annotation, biological process: mitotic sister chromatid segregation; mitotic spindle assembly checkpoint signaling; protein localization to kinetochore involved in kinetochore assembly. Gene Ontology annotation, molecular function: small GTPase binding. NCBI's taxonomy places the organism in Eukaryota, Metazoa, Chordata, Mammalia, Rodentia, Spalacidae. The transcript has 63 exons. The coding region runs from base 171 to 6767 and encodes 2198 amino acids. The record is from RefSeq and is a predicted model, not a curated record. Gene Ontology annotation, cellular component: kinetochore microtubule; RZZ complex; cytoplasm.